AUGGGAAGGGAUUGGUAUUGGAGAAGUAAACAUUCCAAGAGAGAUUCUGCUACUGCUUCUGCUACUCUCCCUGGUUGCAUCACUGCUGUUCUUCACUUGUUUCGUUUCCAUUGUCUUUUAAAUCACCAAACCAGUAGUGGUAGUAGCAGUACUUCUUACAAGCUGAAGCCCCACUCUUUUUCCUCUCAAGUCAUCACCACCAUUGCAGGUACAGAGGCGCCAAGGAACAGCUUGGAGUCGGAGGAGGAAGAUGAAAUCUUAAACAUUCCUAUGGGAAUUCAAAUCAAAACCAAAGUUGGAGAAUCAAACAAUGACAUUGACACCCCAGGGACCAAGACACCUACAUUGGUUGCCAGGCUAAUGGGACUGGAUCUUCUUCCAGAAACAAGGGGUGGCACACGGUCGUUGCCGGUGACUCCGAGAACAUCGUCCGUAAGGUGGUCGGACGUUCAUCAUCGCCAUUCGCUUCAAAUUAACAAAGAAAACAUGAGCGCUACCCAAGAGUUGAUAAUGUCUCGUCUCUCAUCAUUAAUGAAAAGGAAAGAGCUCAAACAUGAAUAUGUGAAGCAGAUUAAAGAAAGUGUUUCCAGGAAAGUUGGAACGAAUAUAACCAACGCGAAAAUUUCAGCUUUAACCAAAGUUGCUGAUGAUUCCACCAUUGUCAAGCACUCUACACAUCCCAGUUUACUUGCAUCCAAAAGCAAAUCAACUAAUUAUUAUAAUCCUCAACAUCGGAAAUCAUCAUUUUCAUCAUCUCCUAGAAUCCAAAAGCAAACCAGUCACAAGUUGAAGCCUGUUGAAGAAGAACAAGAUGAGCAGCAGAAGCCAAGAGCCGCAAGCAAAAGCAAGAAAGGGUCCAACAAGAAGUUCGUUUCCCGAUUGAAGAAGCCUCAACAAGCAUUGGAAAUUAUCCGAAACAAGAAAGAAGAACCUUUCGUUCGUCCUCGUUCAGCAAACAGAGUUAACAUUCCCGACAAGAAAUGCAGGAAAAUCCCAUUGUCCAAUGAUCUCCUGAACAGCAAGGUCCCCACCCUUCUAGUUAAAAAAGACCCUUCUCCUCCAGCCACAAAUAUCCCUCAAAUACAGGUCUUACAUGCUCGAAGACCGAAACAUAGCUCAUCUAGUUCGAUCCAAACGUACAUCAAACAAGAACCAGGGCAAGCACACGUUUCAAGAUGUAACAAUGCUACUAUUACCACCACCGCCACCGUCUCCACCGCCGGUGGUAAAGCAGAACACGAGUACAUUAGAAGAAUAUUAAGACGUACUGGGUUAGACAAAGAUACCCGAGUCUCCAUUUCGUCCUGGUUCUCUCCUUCCCAUCCUCUCGACCCUUCCAUUUUUCACUAUCUCGAAAACGAUAAGAAAAAUGAAACCAAGUCUACCGAAUUGAGCCGCCGGUGCAAUAGGAAGUUGCUGUUUCAUCUAGUGGAUGAACUUUUGAGUGAAAUUUUGAAGCCAUGUUUCAAUAUGAAGCCUUGGGUGGUGAAUUCGGUGGGGCAUGGUUUUAGCUACACGGAUGGGUCUCGACUAAUAGACACGUUGUGCUCGAGAAUCGGAAGCUUUCCUCGGUCUGAUUGUCGUGUUCUUGAAGACAUCGAUGCGUUGAUUGGGAGAGAUUUGCCGGACGUUAAGGUGCAGGGUGUAAUGGCGUACGAGGAACAAGGGGAGGGGAUUGUGGCGGAGAUCGAGAAGGACAUACUAGAGAAUCUGGUGUAUGAAAUGGCUGUUGAACUUUCCCAGGCUUGAAAGGAUUCGUUUU
Molecule: messenger RNA, 1762 nt
Organism: Hibiscus syriacus
Lineage: Eukaryota; Viridiplantae; Streptophyta; Magnoliopsida; Malvales; Malvaceae
Exons: 4
Coding region: 1-1749 (582 amino acids)
Source: RefSeq, a predicted model, not a curated record